Messenger RNA from Peromyscus leucopus (white-footed mouse), 4652 nucleotides. It is a transcript of the gene Znf787, whose product is annotated as zinc finger protein 787. The coding region runs from base 2879 to 4024 and encodes 381 amino acids. The transcript is spliced from 3 exons. NCBI's taxonomy places the organism in Eukaryota, Metazoa, Chordata, Mammalia, Rodentia, Cricetidae. The record is from RefSeq and is a predicted model, not a curated record.
AGGGCAUAUAUAUCCUCUGGCUUGGACCAUGGUGAGGUGCCUGAGUGGCAGCCACUGGGAGUAUUCCUCACUAAGAGCUCUGUAGCUCAGAUCCUUCAGCGUCCUCAGUUCUGUGGCUGUAGAUAAAGAAACACCACUCUGUUCCCAUGAGGACACAGUGGAGGUGAUGACAGCAUUCUCCCCGUUGCGAGGCUUGUCAUCCUUUCCGGCAGAAGUUACUCAAAAGGUCUCUGAAGCCAGCACUCCUGAGUCCCAGCCUUGGCUCUUUUACAGUUCUGUGACCUUGGAUGUGUCCACUUCCCCUGUCCCAGGCUCUUUCCCCCUCAGUCUCCUGAAGUGGUCACGGUUCCCUGAAUAAGCCUAGUCUGUCACGACCGCAGACACAGCUAAUCCCAGCACAUCGAAUUGCUCUGCUGGGGACACCCCAUAGGUCGGAGAACAAUUCCCAAGGUUUCCAUGGGCCAGGCCUGCUGGUGGGUGACGCUGGUCAACUUGACAGGGAUCUUGUAGUCCUUUUGGGAGUUGUUCAGGUCAAGGGGGAGAUAUACCAGAGUGGCCAUGGGAGUUCUGGGGGCCUACAGGGAAAGGAUGCCGUGAUCUCAGUGCAGGGGCAGUGGCAUUAGCAUUGGUGGGUCUUGGACAAGGGGUCCCUGGGACUUAUGGGAGAUGGCGGGAUGCAUACAUAGCUCAAGGCCGUCAACAACUAUGUAGUCACUGAUGGGCACCCAUAGCUCUUGGGGGUGGGGUGCCCAGAUACACUUCACAGGCAUUCCACAUCCAUAUUGGCAUCCUCUGACUAACUAGGGCUGCACCCAGUUUUGGGCCUCCAUAUUGAGGAGAGACUGAGAGCUUGGCAGGCACCUGGUGCUACGUUCUUUGAGGCCCUGGGACAGAGGUGGUCACCUUGGUUUUGACAAGAUAGGACAGAUGCUUGCGCUGGUAUUCGUGAGGCCUAGGCCCUAAAGCAGCUUCAGAAUAUAGUCUGUAGGAGCCCAGAGCUGGCCUCUGAUUGUAGUGCCAUCCCUUCUAUUGGAACAGUUCUUUUGGGCAAGGCUGGAUCUGAGAUCACAGGCCUAUUCUUAGGUGCUAGCCAUUGGGUUGGGGUUCCUGGUUCCCCAUUCUGUGGUUAAACUGUCAGGAAGACUCCUGCUUACAGGGCUGCUGGCUGGAAGACUCUUGAGACCUAGUCUCUUAUUAUAGGGGACCUAGAGCAUAGUUGGAUGAGCAGAGGUGACUUCUGCUGGUGGCUGGGAUGGGUGAUGAGACUGGAGAUUCAUGUCAACUGUGGUGGAGGCCUCACUAGCCAGCAGAGUGGGUAGGAAGCUGAGCUGUCAUGGUCCUUGUACCAGUGGCCCUGAGGUGGAGUGUAGAGAGCUGUAGAAUUACCCAGGUUGCUGGUGCCUCUGCUUUUCCUCUUCUGCCUUGGCCUCUUGGCCUCUCCUUCUGCGCUCCCAGAACAGAGGCUUCUCUGCUGUGCCCAGUGGGGAGCUCUGUCUAGCUCUGUACAGGAGUGCCUGCCCGAAGUGGAUAAUGCUGGGGACUGGACAUCAGAUAAAACCUCAGCCUCAGGGUCAGGUUGCUCAAAGCAUUGCUUUGGGGCUCUGUGCAGGGUCAGUUGGUCAGGGCUGAGUAUAGGUCCUGCCCUCCUUUUGAGGACUCAGUCUGCUGGACAUUCCCUGUGAUGUUUGGGGGUGGGAAACCCAAAGGGGAACUUUAGGGUUAAGAUAGGAAUCUCUCCCAGAGGACGGAGGACUCAGCCACAGGAUCAAACAUUAAUUGGGAGCAGUGCCAGUGUCCUGAGAGGAAGUCUGGCCGACCCAGAUUUGACCUGGAGUUUGCUCUGUGGCUGUAUAACAUUGUAUUAGCCACACAGUUGUCUAGAUUGCGGCCUUCUGAUCUCUGAAACAGGUACAACGGUUAUGCCGGGCAAUAAAUGCUUCCUUGCCUUGUCUGCCGGCAUGAAGUGCCUACAGGUUUCUUGUUCAAACCUGGGCAUGUGUCAUGAUUUACUACUGGCACAGGGUGAGAUGAGGCACCUUGCCUCGGUCACAUGGUUGGUCAGCAGUGGGGUAGGUUCUGACCGUGGCAGCUUGCCUGUAGGGAUUGUCCUCUGGCCUCUCCCUGGCCGUUCAGGGGAUCAGGAUCCAAGCUUAUGCGCUUACAGCACCAUGUACCCCAGGGCUUGGGGUUUAAUCUGCACUUGGUGAAUGUGAUCUGUUACUGUUGGCCAAGGAGGACAGAUGCAGCGGAGAGAAAGGAGCAGUUGCGAAGGCUUCCCAGGGGGAGGAACUGUUGAUGCUGGGCCUUGGCACUUGGGCGUGCUACGCAGAUCUAGAAAGGCGUAAGGCCAGGUGGUAUCUGCACACCUAGAAAACAGCCCGGCCCAGAGUGUGGGUCUGAGGUGGCUCAUGAGUUUUUUGUCUGUCUGUAAUGCGAAAUGUAGUUUUUAGAGAGUUUUAGGUUCACAGAAAAGUUGAGCAGGAGGCACAGUUCCGUUAUGCCCCUCCCACCAAUCCCAGGUUCCUCACUGUUGGUAUCCCAUUCCACCCCCAUCCCGGGUUAGCUUGCUGUUAUCGAGAAACCUGUGCAGACCUUGUGAUCAAUUGCCCAGCAUGCACAGUGGAUUCCUGAAGAGGGUUUGCUUUUGGCAGUUUGCAGUUACAUGCCAGUGGUUAAGAAUCAGUUGCUCAGGAGUGACCCUGAAGAUCUGCAGACACACUGAGGCUGAGGGCUAAUGCUGCAGAUCCAUGGCUGGCAUGGCUGUGCGUGGCCAGGGAGGAGCAGGGUGCCCCUCAGGGACUGCUCCAGCUGAGUGCCAGGUGUGUCACAGGUGUACAGUGCAUUAAGAACCUAGACAGCUCUCCUGAGGGACCCAGACAUGGAGCUGCGGGAAGAAGCUUGGUCUCCGGGGCCGCUGGACUCUGAGGACCAGCAGAUGGCCAGUCAUGAGAACCCAGUGGACAUCCUCAUCAUGGAUGACGACGACGUCCCCAGCUGGCCCCCGACCAAGCUGUCCCCACCCCAGUCCGCGCCUCCACCUGGGCCCCCUCCCCGGCCGCGGCCGCCUGCACCCUACAUCUGCAACGAGUGCGGCAAGAGCUUCAGCCACUGGUCAAAGCUGACGCGGCAUCAGCGCACGCACACAGGCGAGCGGCCCAACGCUUGCAGCGACUGCGGCAAGACCUUCUCGCAGAGCUCGCACCUGGUGCAGCAUCGGCGCAUCCACACGGGCGAGAAGCCCUACGCCUGCUCCGAGUGCGGCAAGCGCUUCAGCUGGAGCUCCAACCUCAUGCAGCACCAGCGCAUCCACACGGGCGAGAAGCCCUACACCUGCCCCGACUGCGGCCGCAGCUUCACACAGAGCAAGAGCCUAGCCAAACACCGGCGCUCACACAGUGGCCUCAAGCCCUUCGUGUGCCCGCGCUGUGGCCGCGGCUUCAGCCAGCCCAAGAGCCUGGCGCGCCACCUGCGGCUGCACCCAGAGCUGUCAGGGCCGGGUGUGGCGGCCAAGGUGCUAGCGGCCAGCGUGCGGCGUGCCAAGGCGCCUGAGGAGGCGGCGGCGGUGGACGGCGAGAUCGCCAUCCCCAUGGGUGAUGGCGAGGGCAUCAUUGUGGUGGGCGCACCGGGGGACGGUGCUGCAGCAGCCGCAGCCCUGGCGGGGACAGGGCAGCGGGCAGCGGGGCCGCGGUCUCGGAGGGCGCCGGCGCCCAAGCCGUACGUGUGCAUGGAGUGCGGGAAGGGCUUUGGGCACGGGGCCGGGCUGCUGGCCCACCAGUGCGCGCAGCACGGGGACGGGCUGGGGGCAGCGGGUGGCGAAGAGCCCGCACACAUCUGCGUGGAGUGUGGCGAGGGCUUCGUGCAGGGCGCUGCGCUGCGGAGACACAAGAAGAUCCACGUGGUUGGGGCGCCGUCGGUCUGCAGCAGCUGCGGACAGAGUUUCUAUCGGGCAGGCGGGGAGGACGACGGCGAGGACCAGUCGGCGGGUGCGCGGUGUGCCGAGUGUCGCGGUGGGGAGGCCCGGUAGGGACGGGGGUGCCCGAGGGGUGGGCAGGGCCCCUCGGGCUCAGUGGGGACUAUCAGCGAGCAAGACCACGAGGCCCAGGGAGAACCGGACCGAGAGGAGCAGCGGCCUCCCUCCUUCCUCGGCCCACGCUGUCCUGGGUGUGAGGGGGACCCUCGGCCAGCGGACAGGUUCUCAGGACUGCCCACAGCCUCUCUGCUGACCUGCACCGGCCCUGUGUAGGUUCCCAGCCUGGGAGCCAGAGACAGUGUGUGAGAGAACUGUGUAGACCAAUCGGCACAAGACCCACCGCAGGUGUGGGGCCACGGUGUCCUAAGGAAUGGAGGAAAUCCUGGCCUUGUGCACCAAGAGGGUCUUCCUUCCCUUCUAGAAUUUUCUUUUAAUCAUACCUUUUUGACCUCUCCCGUUCAUUAAUUUUUCUGCCCCGUGGGUCCUUGUCGAUUUCCUAGCCCAAGUCGUCCCUCUCCCUCCUGGAUUUGCAGUAGCCGAGGAGUGAAGAAGUAGCAGCCUGCUCCCAGCACGGUCUCAUUGAGAGGACGGACGGAUGGACGGACGGGGUCCUGUGUGCUCCCUGUCCUGGCGGUGGAAGAAGGGAUGUGGGAGCAAUAAAUGGCACUAUUCAAUUGUCCCA